AUGGCGAAGCUCCCGGACAGAUACUUUGAGAUUGGGAAAAUCGCAACAGGAGGAUUCGCAACAAUCUACCGAGCCGUAGAUCUGGAGACAGGCUUGGUCGUAGCUCUCAAGGAUACCAUAUAUAAUUGCUCGUCCAGGUCUGCGACGAAAGCGAUGCGUCGGGAAAUCGCAAUCUUGCGGAAUAUUCAACACUGCAAUAUUGUAAGGUGCUAUGAUAUCCAAAGAGCCACUGAAGAGUCUAGAUAUUUCAUUUCUAUGGAGCUUUGUAAUUGCGAUUUACAUGACUUCAUUCGGGCCUUUCGUCAUAAGAGGCGACGCAUUCCCGAAGCUACAGUGCUCACGAUGAUCAAGGAUAUUGCAUCCGCAUUAGCAUUUCUCCAUAAUCCCAUUAAUUUUACGACUAUCGAUUCGCUCGACGCCGACGAAGACUCUAUACGGGUCAUAAUCCACAGGGACGUGAAGCCUGGGAAUAUAAUGUUGGCAAAUGACGGCUUCUUCAAGCUUUGUGACUUCAACUUGGCACGAGAAAUCAACACGGUUACUGGGGCUAUGUCUAACACCGGUACCAUUGCGUACAUGGCGCCUGAGCUUCUUGAUGGCAAGAAAUAUGAUGAGAAAGUUGACCUGUGGUCUCUUGGAUGCACAAUUCACGAAAUGUGCAUGUAUUACUCCCCAUUUCACAAUCAGUCUAUAACUCAAGCUUUGAAUAAUAUUAUGAUGGGCAGAUACGACUCUAUAUGUAAUUUUUAUUCUGAACGUUUACGAAAGCUGGUUCAGAUGCUUCUCUCCAUCAAUCCACUAGACAGACCAAGCGCAGCAGAGCUCUUGGGGCAUCCUCUCUUAGCAGAUAUCCGUAAAAACCUGGGAGAGCCUUCUCAAGCACGCUCAGAUGACGACCGAAUGGGAAGACUUGUAAAGAGGGCUGGGCCAUCGAACAAAUCCACUGAUUCUGAACACAGGCAGCCCUUCCCGCGGCAAUCGGCCCCCGAACAUGAGAAGCCUCUUACACCUACAAGGUCUCCGUACAUGAAGCAGCUAACGCAAGUAUCCAAUGGAAAAGCAGCCCAGCUGCUGAACCUAGAGAAGAAGGUAGAACGUACCCAAACACCAGGACGAGUAUUCAAGCAAUUAAAGUAUCCAAUUAUAAUACCUGAUAAACAUAUAGAUGAACCUAGGAUUGAGGAUACUCCGACUGUGCGCGCUAAGACACCAAGCGAGGGCAAUCAGGAGCGGGAACAAGAGGAUACCAAGCAACCUCAACAUAUUCCUUAUACACCUACAUAUAAGCUAGGAUCUGAAACUCAGCAUGUUCAAAGUUAUCCUACGUUACAACACACAUCCAAUUCUCCACGACGGCAAGGUGUGAUAAGUGCAGGGUCAACUGGUGUCACCAAAGUAUCGGCUCAACAAUACGGUCAGGUAGGUGCACCCGAUCUCCAUCAUCCUCAAUUGCAGGUUGAGGACCGCGGCCAGCACCAACACACCCUUCUGGCGUCUUCUGCGGGACGGAGGUUGUCUGAACAUGCCCUUAAGCGCUCCCAAUCGAACCUCCAAACCAAACCGGAGGCACUGCAAUCUCCAGUAGAGACAGCAUUAAUUGUAGCUGCUACCCAAAAUAAUAAAAAGGGUGUUACUUUGAAUUUAAAGCAGGCGGGCUCGUAUAAUUCAGCUGGGAUGACAGCACUUCAUAUUGCAGCCCACAACAACUACUACAGCAUAAUCCCGCUUCUCUUAGAGAAGGAAGGUAGAAUGACCAUGAUUCGUGCAUACAAAUACAGGGGGGUUCGCUACCAGGGCUUGACAGCGCUCCAUAUUGCAGCAAUCAAUGGCUACGUUGAGUCAGUGUCAGUUUUGGCAACCACAGAAGCUAAGCAACAGGAUGCACUGAACUCGCAAACCGCCCUGAUGCUGUGCGCCAUUCACAAUCACAUAGAGUGUGCGCGGAUUCUUAUAGCUUACGAACGAGCCUGUCGCGAUGCCAAUGGAAUGACGGCCCUGAUUCACGCUAUUGACUCUGAGAACAUAGAACAUGUGCGGCUACUAGCUCACUUGGAGAACACUGUCGAAGAUACCAAUGGUAGAACUCCUUUGACAUAUGCUGUAGCAAAGGGAAACACCGAUAUCAUACGUGUUUUGCUUCCACUGCAUAAUAAGAGCGACGUCAGCAAAUCCAUUGACACGGUUCGCCAAGCAAAGCUCCUCUCGGACCGGAAACUCGAUGAAAUUGAGCGUUACAUGAGGAAGUAUGUGUAG
Molecule: messenger RNA, 2253 nt
Organism: Giardia duodenalis
Lineage: Eukaryota; Fornicata; Diplomonadida; Hexamitidae
Product: Kinase, NEK
Exons: 1
Coding region: 1-2253 (750 amino acids)
Biological process (GO): protein phosphorylation
Molecular function (GO): protein kinase activity; ATP binding; protein binding
Source: RefSeq, a predicted model, not a curated record